Messenger RNA from Acanthochromis polyacanthus (spiny chromis), 976 nucleotides. Its product is annotated as N-lysine methyltransferase KMT5A-like. The coding region runs from base 131 to 976 and encodes 281 amino acids. Gene Ontology annotation, molecular function: protein binding. The record is from RefSeq and is a predicted model, not a curated record. Lineage: Eukaryota; Metazoa; Chordata; Actinopteri; Pomacentridae. The transcript has 8 exons.
CUUCUAUUAUAACAUCAUACCUCGACCCCCCCCGCCCCCGCCUCGGCCGGGAUAGUUGGUGCGGUCCAAAAGUGCCGCCGAUGGAGUCCGCUCUCGCUGAGCACACGAGGGGAGACUGACAGGUUAGGCGAUGGCUGAUGGUGGCAGCAGCCUGAAGAAUCCCUCCAGAAGGAGGCUGCGGAUCUCACCACAACAGGAUGCAGAAAAGCACAUAAGACUUAAAACUGACAAGGAGGGUCUUAGAGAGGUGUUUGUGAACUCUUUUAAAGGACGAGGUGUUUUCGCUUCCAUACCUUUCAGCAAAGGAGAUUUUGUUGUAGAGUACAGGGGGAAACUUUUUACUCCAGACAGUCGUCCUGUUGCCGAGACCUACAGUGAACGUGCUGCAGCAUAUCUCUUUGAUUUUCAAUGGAAAGGGAAAUCUUGGUGCCUUGAUGCAUCUCUGGAGGACCAGUCACUUGGAAGACUGGUCAAUGAUGAGCACAAAAACCCAAACUGCAAAAUGCGAACAGUUCAACUGGACGGGAUGCCACACCUCUGUCUCUUUGCAGUUCAAGACAUUGUCCCAGGAGAUGAAGUCACAUACGAUUAUGGGCAUUGUGAUUGGCCUUGGCGCAAACAGCACAUUUCCACUUCUCCUGUGGCCACAUCAGUGGAUGAGGAUCCAAACAGCAGCCAUCAGGUGCCGGGUCCUGAGGAACAUGUGGAGCCACUGUCCUCUGAUAUAAAUAAGCACAUUUCCACUUCUCCUGUGGCCACAUCAGUGGAUGAGGAUCCAAACAGCAGCCAUCAGGUGCCGGGUCCUGAGGAACAUGUGGAGCCACUGUCCUCUGAUAUAAAUAAGCACAUUUCCACUUCUCCUGUGGCCACAUCAGUGGAUGAGGAUCCAAACAGCAGCCAUCAGGUGCCGGGUCCUGAGGAACAUGUGGAGCCACUGUCCUCUGAUAUAAAUAAGCUGUGUGAGUCCACAUUGUAG